Manis javanica (Malayan pangolin) is the source of this 5183-nucleotide messenger RNA. It is a transcript of the gene RRBP1, whose product is annotated as ribosome binding protein 1. Gene Ontology annotation, biological process: protein transport. Gene Ontology annotation, cellular component: endoplasmic reticulum membrane. Lineage: Eukaryota; Metazoa; Chordata; Mammalia; Pholidota; Manidae. The record is from RefSeq and is a predicted model, not a curated record.
CGGAGGGGGCCGUUCGCCAGCUCUGAGGCAGAAAGUGCCACGACUCCACACGCGCGCACGCAGCCAGCGAGCGGCCGGAGCGGACGGCGAACGGGGCGGACGGCGUCGGGGUCGCGGUGCUUGCAGCUGCUCGGGGGCGGUUUCUCGGCGGAGGCUCGGCCAGCUGCUCUCUUUCUGUUCGCGGCGGCGGCAGCGGCUCCUGCCCUCUCGCUCUCCCUCACUCGUCUCCGGCUGCAGGUGAAAGAAGCAAGCCAGGAUGGAUAUUUACGACACUCAAACCUUGGGGGUUGUGGUCUUUGGUGGAUUCAUGGUUGUUUCUGCCAUUGGCAUCUUCCUGGUCUCGACCUUCUCCAUGAAGGAGACGUCCUAUGAGGAAGCCCUAGCAAACCAGCGUAAGGAGAUGGCGAAAACUCACCACCACAAAGUGGAGAAGAAAAAGAAGGAGAAAACAGUGGAGAAGAAAGGGAAAACAAAGAAAAAGGAAGAGAAACCCAAUGGGAAGAUACCUGACCAUGAGCCAGCCCCCAACGUCACCAUCCUCCUCAAAGACCCAGUGCGGGCACCUGCAGUGGCUGUGGCUCCAACCCUGGUCCAGCCUGCUGUGGUCAUUGCCCCUGUAGCCACGGUGCCAGCCAUGCCUCAAGAGAAGCCAGCUUCCUCGCCUAAGGACAAAAAGAAGAAGGAGAAAAAAGUGGCAAAAGUGGAGCCAGCAGUCAGUUCUAUAGUGAAUUCCAUCCAGGUUCUUGCCUCAAAGGCUGCAAUCUUGGAAACUGCUCCCAAAGAGGUGCCUAUGGUGGUUGUACCCCCAGUGGGUGCCAAGGCCAGUACCUUAGCCACUGGUGCUGCACAGGGCAGAAAGGCAGAGGGAGCCCAGAACCAGGGCAAAAAGGCAGAGGGUGCCCCCAACCAGGGCAAAAAGGCAGAGGGUGCCCCCAACCAGGGCAAAAAGGCAGAGGGGGUCCCCAAUCAGGGCAGAAAGGGAGAGGGGGUCCCCAAUCAGGGCAAAAAGGCAGAGGGAGCCCAGAACCAGGGCAAAAAGGCAGAGGGGGCCCCCAACCAGGGCAGAAAGGCAGAGGGCACCCCCAACCAGGGCAAAAAGGCAGAGGGUACCCAGAACCAGGGCAAAAAGGGAGAGGGGGUCCCCAAUCAGGGCAAAAAGGCAGAGGGAGCCCAGAACCAGGGCAAAAAGGCAGAGGGGGCCCCCAACCAGGGCAAAAAGGCAGAGGGAGCCCAGAACCAGGGCAAAAAGGCAGAGGGUACCCCCAAUCAGGGCAAAAAGGUGGAGGGGGCCCAGAAUCAGGGCAAAAAGGGAGAAGGGGCUCAGAAUCAGGGCAAAAAGGGAGAGGGGGCCCAGAAUCAGGGCAAAAAAGCUGAGGGGGUCCAGAAUCAGGGCAAAAAGGCAGAGGGGGCCCCCAACCAGGGCAAAAAGGCGGAGGGGGCUCCUAAUCAGGGCAAAAAGGCGGAGGGGGCCCAGAAUCAGGGCAAAAAGGUGGAGGGGGUCCCCAACCAGGGCAGAAAGGCGGAGGUGUCCCAGAAUCAGGGCAAAAAAGUGGAGGGAGCCCAGAAUCAGGGCAGAAAGGGGGAAGGGGUGCAGAAUCAAGGCAAAAAAGCAGAAGGGGCCCACAACCAGGGCAAAAAAGAGGAGGGGACCCCAAGCCAGGGCAAAAAGGCAGAGGGGGUGCAGAAUCAGAGCAAAAGGGUAGAAGUGGUCUUGAACCAGAAUAAAAAGGUGGAGGCAACCCCCAACCAGGGCAGAAAGGCAGAGGGUACCCAGAACCAAGGCAAGAAGGCAGAGGGGGCCCAGAACCAGGGCAAGAAGGCAGAGGCCCAGAACCAGGGCAAGAAGGCGGAGGGGGCCCAGAACCAGGGCAAGAAGGCAGAGGGGGCCCAGAACCAGGGCAAAAAGGUGGAGGGGACCCCCAACCAGGGCAAAAAAGUGGAGGGGGCCCAGAACCAGGGCAAGAAGGCAGAAGGGGCCCAGAACCAGGGCAAAAAGACAGAGGGGACCCCCAACCAGGGCAAAAAGGUGGAGGGGACAUCCAACCAGGGCAGAAAGGCAGAUUCGGUUGCUAAUCAAGGCACAAGGGCAGAGGGUUUUGCAAACCAGGGGAAAAAAGCAGACGGGUCCUCUGAUCAAGGCAAAAAGGGAGAGGGAACCCCAAACCAGGGCAAAAAGCCAGAAGGGUCCCUCAACCAGGGCAAAAAGGUGGAGGCAUCUGCCAAUCAGGGUAAGAAAGCAGAGUCAGCUCCCAUCCAAGGCAGAAAUGCAGAUGUGGUCCAGAGCCAGGAGGCACCAAAACAAGAGGCUCGUGCCAAGAAGAAGUCUGGUUCAAAGAAGAAAGGUGAGCCUGGGCCCCUGGACUCCGACAGCCCUCUCUGCCUUCCCUACAAGACCCUGGUCUCCACUGUUGGAAGCAUGGUGUUCAAUGAUGGUGAGGCCCAGCGCCUCAUUGAGAUCCUAUCGGAGAAAGCUGGCAUCAUUCAGGACACCUGGCAUAAGGCCACUCAGAAGGGCGACCCUGUGGCAGUUCUGAAACGCCAGCUGGAAGAGAAGGAAAAGCUGCUGGCCACAGAGCAGGAGGAUGCGGUCGCUGCCAAGAGCAAACUGAGGGAGCUCAACAAGGAGCUGGCAUCAGAAAAGGCCAAGGCUGCAGCUGGGGAGGCCAAGGUGAAAAAGCAGCUCAUGGCCCGGGAGCAGGAGAUCACAGCUGUGCAGGCUCGCAUGCAGGCCAGCUACCGGGAGCAUGUGAAGGAGGUACAGCAGCUGCAGGGCAAGAUCCGGACUCUUCAGGAGCAGCUGGAAAAUGGUCCCAACACACAGCUGGCCCGUCUGCAGCAGGAGAACUCGAUCCUGAGGGAUGCCUUGAACCAGGCCACCAGCCAGGUGGAGAGCAAGCAGAACGCGGAGCUGGCUAAGCUCCGGCAGGAACUUGGCAAGGUCAGCAAGGAGCUGGUAGAGAAAUCAGAGGCCGUGCGACAGGAGGAACAGCAACGGAAGACUCUGGAGGCCAAGGCAGCCACCUUCGAGAAGCAGGUCCUCCAGUUGCAGGUGUCCCACAGGGAGAGUGAGGAGGCCCUGCAGAAGCGCCUGGACGAGGUCAGCCGGGAGCUCUGCCGCUUGCAGACCAGCCAUGCCAGCCUGCGUGCAGAUGCCGAGAAGGUCCAGGAACAGCAGAAGCAGAUGGCCGAGCUGCACAGCAAGUUGCAGUCCUCUGAGGCAGAGGUGAAGAGCAAGUGCGAGGAGCUGAGCAGUCUCCACGGGAAGCUCAAGGAGGCCAGGGAUGAGAACUCGCAGCUCACAGAGAAGAUCCAGUCCAUUGAGGCCCUGCUGGAGGCGGGCCAGGCCCGGGAAGCCCAGGAUGCCCAGGCCAGCCAAGCAGAGCAGCAGGCCCGCCUCCAGGAGCUGGAGUCCCAGGUGUGGUGUCUGGAGAAGGAGGCUACCGAGCUUAAGGAGGCAGUGGAGCAGCAGAAAGUGAAGAACAACGACCUCCGAGAGAAGAACUGGAAGGCCAUGGAGGCGCUGGCCUCAGCUGAGAGGGCCUGUGAGGAGAAGCUGCGCUCCCUGACCCAGGCCAAGGAAGAGUAUGAGAAGCAGCUCCGCCUGAUGGAGGCCCAGACCAAGGAGGCUCUGCAGGCUCUGGUCCCUGCACUCUCUGACUCGGCUCACCAGAGUUACUCUGAGUGGCUGCAGGAACUGAGAGAGAAAGGCCCUGGGCUGCUGAGGCCACCGGCUAGCAUGGAGCCCUCCUCGGACCUGGCCUCCAAGCUGAGGGAGGCCGAGGAGAUCCAGAGCACUCUGCAGGCCGAGUGUGACCAAUACCGCACCAUCCUGGCGGAGACGGAGGGCAUGCUCAAAGACCUGCAGAAGAGUGUGGAGGAGGAGGAGCAGGUAUGGAAGGCCAAAGUGAGCGCCACAGAGGAGGAGCUCCAAAAGUCACACGUCACAGUGAAACAGCUCGAAGAGCUCACAGAGAAGCUAAAAGGAGAACUUGACAGUUCAGAUCAGGUGAGGGAGCACACUUCGCACCUGGAGGCAGAGCUGGAGAAGCACAUGGCAGCUGCCAGCGCUGAGUGCCAGAGCUAUGCCAAGGAGGUGGCAGGGUUGAGGCAACUUUUACUAGAAUCUCAGUCUCAGCUGGAUGCGGCCAAGAGCGAAGCCCAGAAACAAAGCAGUGAGCUCGCCCUGGUCAGGCAGCAGUUGAGUGAGAUGAAGAGCCACGUAGAGGAUGGUGACGUAGCUGGGUCCCUGGCUGCCCCCCCUGAGGCCCCCCAAGCAGAGCAGGAUCCCGUCGAGCUGAAAACGCAGCUGGAGCAGACAGAAGUGGUCCUGGAGGAUGAGCAGACGCUGCGGCAGAAGCUCACUGCUGAGUUUGAAGAGGCUCGGAACUCAGCGAAUAGGCUACAAGAAGAGCUGGAGAAACUCCACAGCAUCAGCCCCUCGGAGCCUUCAGAAGCAGAGUCGGCUGCGCAACUAAAGGAGAGACUAGAAAAAGAGAAGAAGUUAACGAGUGACCUGGGACGUCCCACCACCAAAUUACAAGAGCAUUUGAAGACGACCCAGGAGCAACUGGCCAAGGAGAAAGACACGGUGAAGAAGCUGCAGGAGCAGCUGGACCAGACAGAUGGUAGCAGCUCAAAGGAGGGCACUUCUGUCUGAGAAAAAGAAGUUAACUAUUCAACCAACCAAAAUGCCUUACACAUUCCUUACAAACCAACCAGCCAAUCACCACGGCGUUGUCCAGACCCAACUUCCAGUAGCCCUGAGGGAAGCUAUUAGAGACGAGAGUCUCAGAACCACAGAAAUAGAUAUUCCAGACCCCCAGUUUGUAAAAGAACCUGUGUCACAUUUGAUAAACACUGUUGUUCCUGGGACCAGCUCUGGCCCAGCGCCAAGCAGACGCCAAAGCCCUCAUGAGCUGUGACAGACCCGGGGUGUGUGCUGGGGAGGCCGGGACCUCUGGGUAUCUGUAUGUCAAUCAGUGCAAUCAAUUGGUCUCAGCGGGUCAGGGGGCGGGAGGCGGGCAGACCCACUGGCGAGUCUGAAAGGCUGUGGAGCAGACUGGAGGGCCACAGCCCAGGCCAGCUGGGUAGCAGCCUCUCACCCCAGGAAGAAGUUGCCAACCAGAACUGAUGUGUGACCUCCUGGAUGUUAAUGCCAUUAAAACCAACAUUGUCGCCCGGCG